AGCGACCAAGCCAACAUGUCCGACGCGAGGCAAAAAAACCCGACCUCGCACCGACCCGUAUUUUAUUUACCUUGAGUUUUGCUAAAACAUGUCGGCAAACGCCGCCGAUGAGGAGAAGAAAUUAUCGAAAAUGGCAGAAGAUCGCGAGGACGACAAGGCAAGCGUAAAGUCGGUGAAAGCACCUGAAGAUGGUGGUGCUGGUAAAACCGAUAGCACUGGAACCGGUGCUGAUAAGAAGCCAGAAUCGACCGACGCGGUUGAAACAAAAAAUCAAUCCAAGAAGAGCGACGAGAAAACCGCAGCCGACGAUGAAUCCAAAGCCGAGGGCAAUUCAACGACGGACGGGGUCAAUAGUAAAGCGGAUAAUGCGACCGGUCGGGAUAAUGGAAGUGCGGACAAACCAAAGGCACCGGUCGAAUCGGAAGCCAAAAGCAAGAACCGAAAUGGCGCCAAAAAGGAGGACGAGCACGAUGCGGACGAUGCUUACCAACCGUCCGGCAAACGGCUCGGUUCGAUUGCGCUAAUCGAUGCGAACAUCACCAAGGCUAAGGUGGAAGAUUUGCAGUUGCUUCACACAGUGCUGUACGAUGAGCCGGCCAAGACGAUGGUAUUACGUCGCAAUUUGCGCAAGUUCGGUGGGUUCGAUUUUAAGCCGAGUUCUGCCGCGUACCGAAGCCGCGUCACGGCCACCGGCAAGCUGGAGGUGAAAAAGUUAGCACAGGUAGCGGAAAUUCUAGCGCUCGAUAAAAAGGGCAGCAAGGAGGAGCUGGCGGAACGGAUUUGUACCUUUCUGCAGAAACCGGACGGUGAUGAGGAGCUGCCGGAAGAGAUGGGUGAGGAAGAGGAAGACGAGGAGGAAGAGAAGGAGGAGGAAGAUGUGAGCGAAGAAGAGGAGGAGGAGGAAGAGGAGGCACCAAAGAAGAAAACACCGACGAAGCGUGGUGCGGCACCGGCCCGUGGCAGGGAUUCGGCCAAAUCAACUAGCGGGCGUCCGAAGCGAUCAACCGCCGGCCGUGGUUACCAAGACAAUUCCUUAUACGUAGAUUACUCUACCUCGGAGGAGGAAGAGGAGGAGACCGUUAAGGUAGGUCGCGGGCGACGGGCCCGCCGAGGAUCGGACAGCGGAUCAGAUUAUAAUCCUUCGGCCGGAUCAGACUCCGAUGCGGGCAAGCGAAGAUCAUCCCGGGCACCGACCCGUGGCAGUCGAACGUCAGCCCGAAAUGCACGAAAGCGUGCGUACAGCGAUGAUGAAUCGGAGGAAAGCGUUAGCGAUGACGAUUUCAGCGAGGAUGAUCGACGAAAGAAGAAGGCUACGCCGGCACGUGGUGGACGUGGACGACCGAGUGCUGCUGCUGUUGCCUCACGGCAAUCGGCUCGCGGUCGCGGACGCAAACGGAAAGCAGAAACCGAAAGCGAAGAGGAAGACGAAUCAGAGGAAGAGGUCGAUAGUGAGGAUAGCGAACAGCAACCGAAGCGGAAGGCGGUUGCUAAAGCUGGAGGCCGUGGGUCUGCCGCUGUAGCCAACAGUAAGGCUAAAAAUUCAACUCCGGCUAAAGGAAGGGGACAACCGAAGCGGGCGGCAGCGGUAAAUAGCGCAAAGAAAUCACGGCGAGGCCGUGGCCGCAGCUCGUCCGGCGAAGAGGACGAAGAGGAGGACGAGGAGGAGCAGGAAGAUGAGGAGGAACCGGAGAUGGAUGACAACGAAUCGGAGGAUGAGAAACCGUUGGUCAAGAAGGCAAAACAGGAAAAGGAAAGCGAUGCGGCAGCACCACCGAGUGAGGAUGAUAUCAAAGAAUACCUGAAAGAGAUCCUGGAGGAAGCGAACCUUGAAGAGAUCACAAUGAAAACCGUGUGCAAGAAGGUGUACGCCAAGUAUCCGGAGCACGAUCUAUCGCAUAAAAAGGAUUUCAUUAAGGCAACAGUCAAAUCUGUAAGAUGA
Molecule: messenger RNA, 1939 nt
Organism: Anopheles maculipalpis
Lineage: Eukaryota; Metazoa; Arthropoda; Insecta; Diptera; Culicidae
Gene: Dek
Product: protein DEK
Exons: 8
Coding region: 89-1939 (616 amino acids)
Biological process (GO): regulation of double-strand break repair; chromatin organization
Cellular component (GO): nucleus
Molecular function (GO): histone binding; DNA binding
Source: RefSeq, a predicted model, not a curated record